CCCUCAGAUUUGUCUCUGUCCCCUCGUUCCGGCAAGUAAUCGGAGCCCUAUCACUUCAACGGCUGUCUGCAACCCACCUGCACCCAUCCGCCAAAAAACCCGUCGCUCCUCACGGUUCCCGUGAACCGAGAACCAAUAAAGUCUUCUAUUGAUACUGUAGUCCCCCGCACUUCGAGGAUCCUUCCAUCGCCUCCCAAAUGGCUUCUCUCCGCACUCUCCACUCUUCUGUCCCCAAAAACAACCCCGAAAUCCUCCUUCUCCGCCUCCCUUCCUGCCGCCUCUUCCCACAAAUGGCGAGACCCCGCUGCCCUCUCCGCUUGCGCUCUCGUCGCCUGUCUUGCCGCCGCAGCAGCAGCGGCCCCUCAGUUGAAAGGAUAGAGGAGGAGAAGCGCAAGGCCUCCGGGAAGCGCCGGAAGGUCCGUAUGCGGGUGCAGCUCGACCACCAGGUCGAGUUCGGGGAGCACGUUGCUGUCCUCGGUUCCACAAAAGAGCUCGGGUUGUGGAAGAGGCAGGUCCCGAUGGAUUGGACGCCGGAGGGGUGGGUCUGCGAGCUCGAGCUUUGCGGUGGAGAAGUGCUCGAGUAUAAAUUUGUGAUUUUGAGGAAAGGGAAGAUGGGUAUGAUAUGGGAGGAUGGAGAUAACCGGGUUUUAAAGCUCCCUGAGGAAGGGAUGUUUGAUAUGGUCUGUCGCUGGAACAAGACUGGCGAGGCUGUUGAUCUUUUGGGAGCUGAUAUUGAUGAUGAGAAGGUUGAAGAAUUGGAGAGUGAAGAUGGUGGAGAUGCAACUGCAAGUGACGAUGGUGGCUUUGUUUCGAAACGAAAGCCCAGCCCUUUUGUUGAGCACUGGCAAGGAAGGGCAGCUUCAUUCAUGAGGUCUAAUGAGCACAAGAGCAGGGAGACUGAGAGGACAUGGGACACUGAUGGGCUUGAUGGUGUGGUGUUGAAGUUGGUGGAGGGUGAUCGGGUCGCCAGGAAUUGGUGGCGCAAGCUGGAGGUUGUGCGUGAACUACUGAUGGAAAAUAUUAAAGGAGACUGCCUAGAAGCCCUCAUAUAUUUUGCUAUAUACCUGAAGUGGAUCAACAUGGGUCAGAUACCCUGCUUUGAAGAUGGAGGUCAUCACCGGCCAAACAGACAUGCUGAAAUUUCUAGGCUCAUAUUUUGUGAGCUUGAGCGGAUAUACUAUGGGAAAAAUACGUCACCUCAGGAUUUACUUGUGAUCCAGAAAAUUCACCCUUGCUUGCCUUCAUUCAAAGCAGAGUUUACUGCUUCUGUUCCUCUAACGCGAAUUCGUGAUAUUGCUCACCGCAGUGAUAUUCCUCACAAUCUGAAGCAAGAAAUUAAACAUACAAUACAAAACAAGCUUCACCGAAAUGCUGGUCCUGAAGACUUGGUUGCUACAGAAGCCAUGCUUGCUAAGAUUACCAAGACUCCUGGAGAAUACAGUGAAGCAUUUAUUGAACAGUUCAAAAUAUUUCAUCAUGAACUUAAAGAUUUUUUCAAUGCUGGGAGCCUUACUGAACAGCUGGAGUCAAUCAAAGAAUCUUUGGAUGAGCAAAAGUUACAAGCUGUUGCCUUGAUUUUGGAAUGCAAAAAGAGUUUGGAGAAGCUGGAGGAAGCAGAUAAUUUCUCUGGAAGUAGUGGGGUUGAAUUGUUAAUGAGAACCCUGCAAUCUUUGACUACUGUAAGGUCACAAAUCGUGAAAGGUCUUGAAAGUGGUCUUAGAAAUGAUGCUCCUGAUGCUGCUAUAGCAAUGCGUCAAAAGUGGCGUCUAUGCGAAAUUGGCCUAGAGGAUUACUCAUUUGUUCUUUUGAGCAGAUUCCUUAAUGCUCUUGAAGCUUUGGGAGGGUCAUCUUGGCUUGCACAAAAUGUAGGGUUAAAAAGCAUCAGUUGUUGGAAUCAUCCUCUUGGUGCCCUUAUCAUUGGCAUUCGCCAGAUUGGCCUUUCUGGGUGGAAAUUAGAAGAGUGCACUGCUAUAGAGAGUGAGCUUUUCUCAUGGCUACACAAGGGUUUACAUGAAAGAGAAGGCAAUGAAGAUGGAAAAUAUAUAUGGGCUCUAAGGCUCAAGGCUACUCUUGACAGAGCAAGGAGGUUAACAGAAGAAUAUUCUGAUGCACUUAUUCAGAUUUUUCCUGACAGAGUCCAGAAACUAGGGAAAUCCCUUGGAAUCCCAGAGAACAGUGUAAGGACAUACACUGAAGCAGAAAUUCGUGCAGGUGUUAUUUUUCAGGUUUCAAAACUCUGUACUCUUCUUUUAAAAGCCAUACGGAUGGCAUUGGGAUCUUCGGGCUGGGAUGUUCUUGUCCCUGGGAUGGCUAAUGGUACACUUCUACAGGUAGAAAGCAUUGUUCCAGGUUCUUUGCCUUCAUCUAUUAAAGGACCUGUUAUCCUUGUAGUAAAUAAAGCGGAUGGAGAUGAAGAGGUUAAGGCUGCUGGAGAUAACAUUGUGGGGGUUGUACUUCUACAAGAGCUACCACACCUUUCACAUCUUGGUGUUAGGGCCCGACAAGAGAAGGUGAUUCUUGUGACGUGUGAAGAUGAUGAUAAAAUUGCUGAUAUUCAAAUGCUUGAAGGGAAAUAUGUGAGGUUGGAAGCGUCAGCUUCUCAUGUUCAUUUAUGUUCCUCAUCAUCUAGAGGUAUCAGAGAGGCUUUACCUCAAAAUGUAUCAAGUAGUGGAGCUUCACCCGAGGAGGAAUUCACAGAAUUACUUUCUUCUUUGCCUGCUGCUGGUGCAACUUACUCGAGUAAGCUAAAUGUAUAUUCCUAUAGUAGAAGUACUACUACUGAUGUUCUACAGCUUUCACAAGCAACUACUGGAUCAUCCGGUGCUAAAGCUGCUGCAUGUGGUCAGCUUGCGAGUCUAGCAGCAUUUUCUGAGAAAG
This is a messenger RNA of Elaeis guineensis (African oil palm), 2877 nucleotides long. The record is from RefSeq and is a predicted model, not a curated record. NCBI's taxonomy places the organism in Eukaryota, Viridiplantae, Streptophyta, Magnoliopsida, Arecales, Arecaceae.